Molecule: messenger RNA, 1281 nt
Organism: Parnassius mnemosyne (clouded apollo)
Lineage: Eukaryota; Metazoa; Arthropoda; Insecta; Lepidoptera; Papilionidae
Source: the annotation of a GenBank genome assembly
UUGGUGAUUACGGCUCGAUGUGCGGCCGAAGACGGCGCCGCACGAGGGAGCAUGCUGGUGCACCUCUUGGUUUUUUGCACCGCCCUCGUGGCUGUCAAUAGUGGCAAACACGGAGGUGUAGACGCGCCCGAGUUUGGUGAACCUCUCACCAACCUGACGGUUCCCAUCGGGCGUGACGCCACAUUCCAGUGUACUGUCGUCAAUCUAGGCAAUUACCGGGUGGGUUGGGUGAAAGCGGAUACAAAAGCGAUCCAAGCAAUCCACGAGCUAGUGAUCACGCACAACCACCGCGUAUCCGUGUCACACAGCGACCACUUCACCUGGUACCUACACAUCAAAAACGUACAAGAAGAGGACCGAGGGCAAUAUAUGUGCCAGAUUAAUACUGAUCCUAUGAAGAGUCAAAUGGGAUUUUUAGAAGUUGUAAUUCCACCUGAUUUUAUACCUGAGGAGACGUCGGGUGAUACUAUGGUGCCAGAAGGAGGAACGGCACGAGUAUCCUGCAAAGCGCGAGGAAUCCCUCCACCACGUGUGAUGUGGAAGAGAGAAGAUGGACAAGAAAUUGUCGUGAGGGAUCAAAAUGGAUCAAAAACCAAAGUAUUAUCAUAUCAAGGUGAAGUACUGAAGUUGACAAAGAUAUCAAGAUCUGAAAUGGGAACAUAUCUAUGUAUCGCGAGUAAUGGAGUUCCACCUACAGUUAGUAAGAGGAUUCAUAUAAGCGUUCAUUUUCAUCCUGUAAUCCAAGUACCUAACCAACUUGUUGGCGCGCCCCUCGGCACUGAUGUUACCCUCGAGUGCUAUGUUGAGUCUUCACCCAAAUCUAUCAAUUAUUGGGUUAAAGAUCCAGGUGAGCUGAUAAUACCAUCUGAGCACCACGAGAUGACUGUGAGACAAAAAUCUAUGUUCGAAGCUGAAAUGACCAUGACUAUUAAAAAUAUUCGCAGAGAAGACUUAGGAAGUUAUAUUUGCGUAGCGAAAAACUCUCUUGGCGACGUUGAAAGCAAGAUUCGUUUAUAUGAAAUACCGGGUAACGACAGACAUAUUUACCAAUAUUUGGAUGAGAAGACUACGUCAGACGAUGAGUAUGGUACAGAAAUGUACGAUGAUGAUGACAUCUCAAAUAACGACGAUAACGAGAAAAGCAACCGAGUACCAGACCGGGCUAAUAAAUGGUACUCCAACGAUGGUAAGAUUGUCGUGAUGAGUGUAAACCACGCGCCCAACGUAUUAACCGCAACGUUAACCAUAACUGCGAUCUUACUACUUCCUACGCUUAUUUAA